UGUGUACACACGCAUACACGUCAGAUGGGUUCGUUUCCAUGGUAAGCGCGGUCUAUAAGGAUUCGGUUGUUACCCAGCAGUGUUCCUGCAAACACAACCUCCGGGAGGCUGGGCUUAACGCUGUGUGUCCAAGAUGGCGGUCAUCUCCAUUGAAAGGAUGGGGCUGCUGUCUGUAUUCUUUGUGUGUCUGUUCUUCAGCAGCGCCUUUGCUGUGGAUCGGGGAAACUUUAAAACCUGCGAUCAAAGUGCCUUCUGCAAACGUCAAAGGGCGUUCAAGCCGGGUCAGUCCCCAUACCGAGCUCUACUGGAAACUUUGGAGCUCAGUGACUCCCGACUGACCCUCCAGCUCAUCAAUGACAACAAUAAGGUGCACUUGCUGUUGGAGCUAUACAGGCUGCAGGGGAAUAUGACUCGGGUGAAAAUAAAUGAGCUGAAACCUCUGAAGCCGCGCUUUGAGGUGCCAGACGUGCUCAUAGCAGAGCCUCCUACUGAGCCUCUCUCAGUGUUGUCCAAGGAUGAUAAUGGCGUUGUGUUGUCUCUGGGAGCAGAGAGCCAGAGGUUGAUUGUUAGUGCCCGUCCAUUUAGGCUGGACAUCAUGGAGGGGCCAGAGGUGCUGCUAUCCCUCAACUCUCGUGGCCUGCUAGCCUUUGAGCACCUGCGUCUUCGCAAGGACACGCAAGCACAACCAGAAGGUGCUGAGGUUAAAGAGAGUGUAGAUGGAGAUCAACAGCAAGAUGAAGGCAAGAAGGAUGAGGAUGAAGAGAGUAAUAAAGAGGAAGACGGACUGUGGGAGGAGACAUUUAAAUCUCAUACAGAUACCAAACCAAAUGGCCCCACUUCGAUAAGUUUAGACUUCUCCUUGCCUGGUGUGGAACAUGUAUACGGUAUUCCAGAGCAUGCUGAUGACCUAAAACUCAAAACUACAGAUGGUGGUGACCCUUACAGGCUUUAUAACCUAGAUGUGUUUCAGUAUGAGCUCUAUAACCCUAUGGCCUUAUAUGGAUCCAUACCCCUCAUGCUAGCCCAUAACACACAGAGAACCAUGGGUAUUUUCUGGCUUAAUGCAGCUGAGACCUGGGUAGACAUCAGUUCUAAUACAGCGGGAAAGACUGUCUUUGGUAAGAUGCUGGACUUUGUUCAAGGCUCCAGUGAGAAGCCACAGACGGACGUCCGUUGGAUCUCUGAGAGCGGUAUCAUUGAUGUCUUCAUCAUGCUGGGGCCCAAACCAUCAGACGUCUUCUCACAGUAUGCCUCUCUGACAGGCACCCAGUCCUUCCCUCCCCUCGCCAGUCUGGGCUAUCACCAGUGCCGCUGGAAUUAUAAUGACCAGGAAGAUGUGAAGUCUGUGGACCAGGGCUUUGACCAACAUGACAUCCCUUAUGAUUUCAUAUGGCUUGACAUCGAGCAUGCAGAUGGCAAGCGCUACUUCACCUGGGAUCCCCACAAGUUCUCUCAGCCUAAAGAGAUGCUUCAGGGCCUAAUGGACAAGAAACGCAAGAUGGUGGCUAUAGUAGACCCCCACAUCAAGGUUGAUAGUGGUUACAAGAUCCACAACGAGAUUACUUCUAAAGACUUCUACGUUAAGAACAAAGAUGGUGGGAAUUAUGAAGGCUGGUGCUGGCCAGGAAACUCUGGUUACCCAGAUUUUACAAAUCCAGAAAUGCGGGCCUGGUGGGCUAGUAUGUUCGCCUAUGAUCAGUAUGAGGGUUCGAUGGAGAAUCUCUUUACUUGGAAUGACAUGAACGAGCCAUCUGUGUUCAAUGGGCCAGAGGUCACUAUGCACAAAGAUGCACUGCAUGGAAAGUGGGAGCACAGAGACAUUCACAAUAUGUAUGGACUCUAUGUGCAAAUGGCCACUGCCGAAGGUCAGAUUCAGCGAUCUGGUGGAGCUGAAAGGCCUUUUGUGCUGACCAGAGCCUUUUUUGCUGGUUCUCAGAGAUUUGGUGCUGUUUGGACUGGUGAUAAUGCAGCUGAGUGGGACCAUCUCAAGAUUUCCAUUCCCAUGUGUCUCAGUCUUGGGCUUGUAGGCGUCUCGUUUUGUGGAGCUGAUGUAGGUGGCUUUUUUAAGAAUCCCAGCACUGAGCUUCUGGUUCGCUGGUAUCAGACGGGUGCGUAUCAGCCAUUCUUCCGCGCUCAUGCUCAUCUAGACACCACACGUAGGGAACCCUGGCUCUUUGGCCCAGAGAACACCGCACUCAUCCGGGAGGCAGUCCGCCAGCGUUAUGCUCUUCUGCCAUACUGGUACCAGCUGUUCUUCCAAGCAUAUAGGACCGGAAUGCCAGUCAUGAGACCUCUUUGGGUGGAUUAUCCCAAGGACACAGCAACUUUCACCAUUGAUGAUGAAUUCCUAAUUGGAAGCGAUUUGUUGGUUCACCCAGUCACUGAGGAAGGGUCUCGUGGGGUCACAGCCUAUCUGCCUGGAGCUGGAGAGGUUUGGUAUGAUGUCCACACCUUUCAAAAACACAAUGGCGCACAGAAUCUCUACAUCCCAGUCACUCUUAGCUCUAUCCCGGUGUUCCAGCGUGGUGGCUCUAUCAUCCCUCGGAAGGACAGAGUUCGAAGGUCAUCUGCCUGUAUGGAAAAUGACCCAUACACCUUGUAUGUGGCUCUUAGCCCUAAGAAAUUUGCUGAAGGCAAGCUCUACAUUGAUGAUGGCCAUAGUUUUAACUAUGAUACAAAGAAAGAAUUUAUUCACCGGAGCCUCACUUUUGCCAAUAAUGCUCUCACCUCCAGCAACCUGUGCCCAGACUGUAACUUCUUAACCUCAUCAUGGAUUGAAAAAGUUCUCAUUCUGGGUGCCAGUAAACCCAGCAAGGUGGUUCUUAAAAUGAAUGGCAAAGAAACCCCUGUGGACUUUGAAUUUGAUUCUUCCAUGUCAGUGCUAACCCUCCGUAAACCUGGGAUGAAUGCUGGGGACGACUGGACCCUGCUGCUGCAGUAGCUCACUGGAUCUCUACAGCGGCCGGGGCCAGAUGACAUGAGAUCCAAAAAAAAAAAAAAAAAAAAAAAAAUUCACUUGAAAAUUUCCUGAGUUGAAAAUUUCCCUCUUAAUCCAUAAACACAUAGAGCACUUACAAAUUCAACAAUUCAAAAGUGAACAAGUGGUGCAGUGGGUCAGAGAUAUUUCUCAGUGCUAAAAAGAAAUGGAUCCAACUGGCAGGGUCAGACAGUAAAUGCUUUCCAUUUUAAAUGUAGUAACGUUGUUCAAACGUCAAAAGCUUUGUUUUUAAUUUUGUGUAGUGAAAAGUAGUAUUAAAAUCAGAUUAACUGAAUCAUACAGUGGAUUUAAAUCAUUUCAGGGCAGCAAAUGAGAGUGUUAAUUGGAUUUAAACUCUCAGAGCACAGUGGAAACCCAGUCAUUACUGAAGUGAAAUGGUCUUUAACAAAUAGAUUUGCUCCUUUUCAAAGAUAAGACAACACAACAGGUUCGCAAAUCGAUGCUAUUUUUCCUAUUAGUUUAGAAAUAUUAAAGCUCUAGAAAAUGGUUUAACUAUAAUCAUAUCAGGGGUUUUAGAGUUCAGUUUUGAAAAAGUAAGUUCUUCACUGGAGACUACUAAUAAGCUCUAUUUGCUUAUGGCCUAUUUAGUUAAUUUGAUGGGGGAUCUUGGGUUUGGAUUGUUUUAGAGGGGAAUUGCCCACUAAAUCUGUGAGUUUUUGUCUUAUUGCUUACAUUUUUGUUUUCUAGAGCACUUGAAUGUUGUUUUUGGGGUGGGUAGGGUGAUUUAACACAAAGCAGAAUGAAACAGUCAGGCACUUAUAAUUAUUCCAGCCUAAUCUACUGUGAUGGGGAAGAUGAUUUGUGAAGUUAAUUGUCAUCCACUAUAAAAUUAUUGAUCUCGUCAAGUAAAUGUUUUAAGCAGGGCUGCUCAUGAAAGAGGACUUUGUGUACAUUUCCGUUUGACCAUGUCACAUUAUUGCUCUGUGUUGCUGAUUUUCCACUCGUUUCAUUCCAUUUCUGAGGGUGACCCUGAAAGCUCUGAAAAUGUGAGGCAAACGUAAUGUCUUCAGUUCUGAUUAAUGAGUGUUCAAAUGAGAUGUUAAUAAAAAUUGCUGUACAUUCCUAACUUAA
Messenger RNA from Cyprinus carpio (common carp), 4069 nucleotides. Its product is annotated as neutral alpha-glucosidase AB-like. Gene Ontology annotation, biological process: carbohydrate metabolic process; N-glycan processing. The record is from RefSeq and is a predicted model, not a curated record. Gene Ontology annotation, cellular component: glucosidase II complex. Gene Ontology annotation, molecular function: glucan 1,3-alpha-glucosidase activity; carbohydrate binding. Lineage: Eukaryota; Metazoa; Chordata; Actinopteri; Cypriniformes; Cyprinidae.